Messenger RNA from Dibothriocephalus latus, 726 nucleotides. The record is from the annotation of a GenBank genome assembly. Lineage: Eukaryota; Metazoa; Platyhelminthes; Cestoda; Diphyllobothriidea; Diphyllobothriidae.
AUGGAAGUGUCUUCUCACAUCAUUUCGAACAACGCAAUUGAAAAUGUAUACCAAAUUCCUUACUCAAAUAGAAGUGAGAACUAUAGUUUCAAUCUAUACCUGGCUGAAGUGGACUUCCGUCCGCCGUUCGCAACCGAAGAAGGAGGCUCGAUAAGCUUAAAUGUUACCUACGAGUGCUGUGGGCAAGAAAAUGAAACACAGAUACUGCAAGCAUCGUUUGUUCGAACGUUUGUUGCUAUUCUGGGUGAAUCGGACAAACCUGUGGCAAGGGUUUUUACGAGUAUUAAAACCCUUCAGGUAGUUGUGGAGAAUUAUGUGCUUCCGCGUAUCCUGGCCACCAUCCAGGUCCCAAGCAAGGUGGAUAUCGAAACGGAUACGGCAUAUUUCAAUGUCUGUGCAAAAUACACCAACGACAAUUACAAUUACAAUUACUUUCGUAGACACUUCGAUGCUGAAAUCUGCGUCGGUUCGGAGUGGCAAUUGAGGCAGCAGCGGAACCUAAGCACUCCGUUAAAAACCACAGUUGGCUUGUCUGGAACAAAUUCAACUGGACCUCGAAUCGAGUGUCUUCUUGUUUCUGGCAGACUUUUCGGCACACCUUUGAAUGGAGGUUGCAUAUGCGAAAGCUUCUCCAUGAAAUCGCUGAUGCAACAUGCUGAAAAAUGGGUUGAGGAGGGGCACAAAAUUGGCUUCACCGUCAAAAUCAGCGACGGGGAUGCGGACUGA